Rotaria sordida is the source of this 774-nucleotide messenger RNA. The record is from the annotation of a GenBank genome assembly. NCBI's taxonomy places the organism in Eukaryota, Metazoa, Rotifera, Eurotatoria, Philodinida, Philodinidae.
AUGAACCGAAAUGCUCGAAAACAUGAAUUAAAUAUGGCAUUAAGCGUAUUACCAAUAUUCAAUCCACUAAAUGAUUACCGUAUCUAUCAUAUCAAUCAACUUACAUCUUCUAUUCUAUUACAUAAUUUAAUUGAACAAGCAAAAAAAACAAUUCAAUUUACUAUUGAUACAGAAGAUGAUUAUUAUACACAUCGACCAUCAUUAAUUCAAAUUGAAUUCAUACAACAUCAAUCUAUCGUAUUAUUAAUUGAAGUGCAUCAUUUACCACAAGCAACAUCAGUCAUAUUUUGGUUAAUAAGAUCACUUCUGAAAAUAAUUUUAAAUCCAUCCAAUUGUAUAUAUUCAUGGGGUAACGGUGAGAAUGAAUUAAAUAAAUUUAUAUCAUGUGGACUUUUUUCAUCUAAACAACUUAAACAAAUCAAUAAUAUAGAUGUACAAAAACUUUUUAAAAACUGGCAUGAUCAAAAAUUAACACAUGAAUAUAUUUGUCUUCCAAGGGAUAUUCAGAAACGUUUACAUGCAUAUUCAAAACAAUCCAUCGAAACUUCAGGUCAUCAUUGGUCACUUCAAAUGGCUAUAGUUUAUGCAUGUCAAGAAUUUCUCAAUAAAUGUCGGACCAAGAGUAGAUGGAGUCGAAAUCUUUAUAUUGUAAACAAUAAUCAAUCGUUAGUAAUGAAUGCUAAACAAAACAAUAUUAUUCAAGAGAUGAUACAAUAUGCUGUGAAUGAUUGUUUAGCAGUAACUAAAUUAGUGUCGAUAUUGUUACAUAAAUGA